This is a messenger RNA of Lepus europaeus (European hare), 5191 nucleotides long. It is a transcript of the gene CD109, whose product is annotated as CD109 molecule. The transcript is spliced from 35 exons. Bases 748 to 4893 code for a protein of 1381 amino acids. The record is from RefSeq and is a predicted model, not a curated record. Gene Ontology annotation, molecular function: endopeptidase inhibitor activity. Lineage: Eukaryota; Metazoa; Chordata; Mammalia; Lagomorpha; Leporidae. Gene Ontology annotation, cellular component: extracellular region.
GCCGGGUUCUUGGGACCGGCUGCCUCCGUGGCGCCCCCUUGUGAAGCGCAAGGGCCCGCCCUCCGGAAGAAUGAGACAGUUUCGGUGGAACUCCGGGUGUGUGUUUGACGCCCAGCUGUCGGGAGAAAAUUGCCAUGACUGUUAACAACCUUUGUGCGAUCCACCCUGCCACAGCAUAUCGUCCCCAAGGUAUAGAAGAUAUGUAGUGGAAUAAGGCCAUGUCAAGAUGGCCGCUGGUAAGCAAGCAUCAAUUACUCAGGAAUGGCUUCAGAACCAACCUGGCAAAGGAGCCUGCCUGGCAACAGGCAGUAAUUGGUUAGGGCAUAAACCGCCCCUUGACUGGAUUGGCUGCCUCAGCUAUAUAAGCUGCUGGACCAACUGAAAUAAAAGAGUCUGCAGGCUGCUUGCCUCUGGCCCACUUUCACCCAACUCCUGGGGUCUGUGUGGUGACUCCGUGCCUCUUGCCCCCACCGUGUUCCUCCUCUCAGAAGGAAUCCACAGAAACAAAGAUUUCCCUUCCCUGCUUCUAGCUGGUGUUGACCACCAGAUUCAUUUGGUGUGAAUUUGGAAGCCAGCAGUGAAUCAGAAGCCAUAUUUUUCACUCCCUGAUGGUGAAGACAUGGCACCAGGCCCCGGUUUCUGGUGACAGCCCCAGGGAUCAUCAGGCCUGGAGGAAAUGUGACUAUUGGAGUGGAGCUUCUGGAACACAGUCCCUCACAGGUCACUGUGAAGGCGGAGCUGUUCAAGAUGGCAUCAAACCUGAACGUGUCUGUCCUGGAAGCAGAAGGGGUCUUCGACAAAGGCUCUUUCAGGACACUUACUCUUCCAUCACUACCCUUGAACAGUGCAGAUGAGAUGUAUGAGCUACGUGUAACUGGACAUGCCCAGGAUGAGAUUUUAUUCUCUAAUAGUACCCGCUUAUCAUUUGAGACCAAGAGAAUAUCUGUCUUCAUUCAAACAGACAAGGCCCUGUACAAGCCAGCACAAGAAGUGAAGUUUCGGGUUGUUACACUCUUCUCAGAUUUCAAGCCUUACAAAACUUCUCUAAACAUUCUACUUAAGGACCCGAAGUCCAAUUUGAUCCAACAGUGGUUGUCACAGCAAAAUGAUCUUGGAGUUGUUUCUAAAACUUUCCAGUUAUCUUCCCAUCCAAUAGUUGGUGAUUGGUCCAUUCAAGUUCAAGUGAAUGACCAGACAUAUUAUCAGUCAUUUCAUGUUUCAGAAUAUGUGUUGCCAAAAUUUGAAGUUGUUUUGCAGACACCAUUAUAUUGUUCUUUGAAUUCAAAGAAUUUAAAUGGUUCUAUUACAGCUAAGUAUACAUAUGGGAAACCAGUGAAAGGAGAUGUAGUGCUUACAUUUUUACCUUUAUCGUUUUGGGGGCAGAAGAAGAAUAUUACAAAAAACUUUAAGAUAAAUGGAUCUGCAAACUUCUCUUUUAAUGAUGAAGAGAUGAAAAAGGUAAUGGAAUUUUCAAAUGGGCAUUCUGAACACAUGGAUGUAUCCUCCCCUGGGCCAGUUGAAAUUUUAGCCACAGUGACAGAAUCACUUACAGGGAUCUCAAGAAAUGCAAGCUCCAAUGUGUUUUUCAAACAGCAUGAUUAUAUCAUCGAAUUUUUUGAUUAUGCUGCUGUCUUGAAGCCGUCUCUCAACUUCACAGCUACUGUGAAGGUUGCCCGUUCUGAUGGCCAUCAGCUAACUCCUGAAGAGAGAAGCAAUGAUGUCGUCAUAGCAGUGCUGCAGAGAAACAGCACCAACCUCUGGACCCGGUGGAGCAGCAGAAAUGAGGAAACAGCAGCCGUCCAGAACAUCAGCUAUACUCUCCCCCCAAGUGGGAUCUUUAAGAUUGAAUUCCCAAUCCUGGACAGUUCCGCUGAGCUACAAUUGAAGGCCUAUUUUCUUGACAGUGUAAGUAGCAUGGCAGUCCAUGGUAUGUUUACAUCUCCUAGUAAGACAUACAUCCAGCUCAAAACAAGAGAUGAAAGUGUCAAGGUGGGGUCACCGUUUGAGUUGGUGGUUACUAGCAACAAGCCCUUGAAGGAGUUAAGCUAUAUGGUAGUAUCCAGGGGACAGUUAGUGGCUGUAGGCAAACAAAAUUCAACAAUCUUCUCUUUAACACCAGAAAGUUCUUGGGCUCCAAAAGCUUGUAUAAUUGUGUAUUAUAUUAAAGAUGAUGGGGAAAUUAUAAAUGAUGUUCUCAAAAUUCCUGUUCAACUUGUUUUUAAAAAUGAGAUAAAGCUGUUUUGGAGUAAAGCUAGUGCUAAACCAUCUGAGAAAGUGUCUCUUAAGGUCUCUGUGACACAGCCCGACUCCAUAAUUGGCAUUACAGCUGUUGAUAAAAGUGUGAAUCUGAUGAAUGCCUCAAAUGAUAUUUCAAUGGAAAAUGUGGUCCAAGAACUGGAACUUUAUAAUACAGGAUAUUAUUUAGGCAUGUUCAUGAAUUCUUUUGCAGUCUUUCAGGAAUGUGGCCUUUGGGUGUUGACGGAUGCAACCCUUACAAAGGAUUAUAUUGAUGGUGUUUAUGAUACUUUGGAGUAUGCUGAGAGGUUUGUGGAGGAAAAUGAUGGGAACAUUGUAGACAUUCACGACUUUUCUUCGGUUGAUUACCCACAUGUCAGGAAGCAUUUUCCAGAGACUUGGAUUUGGAUAGACACUCAUAUGGGAUCCAAGACUGACCAAGAAUUUGAAGUUACUGUACCUGAUUCCAUCACUUCUUGGGUUGCAAAUGCCUUUGUCAUCUCUGAAGACUUAGGUCUUGGACUAACAACUGCUCCAGUGGAGCUACAAGCCUUCCAGCCAUUUUUCAUUUUUUUGAAUCUUCCCUACUCUGUUAUCAGAGGUGAAGAAUUUGCUUUGGAAGUAACCAUAUUCAGUUAUUUGAAAGAUGCUAUUGAGGUUAAGGUUAUAAUUGAGAAAAGUGACAAAUUUGAUAUUCUAAUGACUUCAAGUGAAAUAAAUGCCACGGGACACCAGCAAACCAUUUUGGUCCCCAGUGAGGAUGGGGCGACUGUUGUUUUCCCUGUCAGGCCAACACAGCUGGGAGAAAUUCCUAUCACAGUAAUAGCUGUUUCACCCAGUGCUUCUGAUGCCAUCACCCAGAGGAUUUUGGUAAAGGCUGAAGGAAUAGAAAAAUCGUAUUCGCAAUCCAUCUUAAUGGACUUGACUGACCCAAAACUACGAAGUACCACAAGAACUUGGAGUUUCUCAUUUCCUCCCGACACAGUCAGUGGCAGUGAAAGGGUUCAGAUCAAUGUAGUUGGAGACAUUCUUGGUCCAUCCAUCAGUGGCUUAGCCUCACUGAUUCAGAUGCCUUCUGGCUGUGGUGAACAGAACAUGAUAAAUUUUGCUCCAAAUAUUUAUGUUUUGGAUUAUCUAAUGAAAAAGAGACAACUGACAGAUAAUUUAAGAGAAAAAGCCCUUGCCUUCAUGAGACAAGGUUACCAGAGAGAACUUCUCUACCAAAGAGAAGAUGGCUCUUUUAGUGCUUUUGGGAAUGUUGAUCCUUCUGGGAGCACUUGGUUGUCAGCUUUUGUUUUAAGAUGUUUUCUCGAAGCUGAUCCAUAUAUAGAUAUCGAUCAGAAUGUGUUACACAGAACAUAUACUUGGCUCAAAGGACAUCAGACACGCAAUGGUGAAUUUUGGGAGCCAGGAAGAGUGAUCCAUAGUGAGCUUCAAGGUGGCAAUAACAGUCCUGUGACUCUCACAGCCUAUAUUGUGACAUCUCUCCUGGGAUAUAAAAAAUAUCAGCCUAAUAUUGAUGUGCAAGACUCUGUCAGCUUUCUGGAGUCACAGCUCGACAGGGAAAUUUCAGACAAUUAUACCCUGUCUCUUAUAACCUACGCCUUGUCAUCAGUGGGUAGUCCUAGAGCGAAGGAAGCUUUGAAUGUGCUGACCCAGAGAGCAGAACAAGAAGAAGGCAUGCGGUUCUGGGUGUCCUCAGUGUCCAAACUCUCUGAGUCCUGGCAGCCACGCUCCCUGGACAUUGAAGUCGCAGCCUAUGCGCUCCUCUCACACUUCCUGCAACACCAAGUGGCUGAGGGCAUCCCAGUUAUGAGGUGGCUAAGCAGGCAGAGAAAUAGCCUGGGAGGUUUUGCAUCUACCCAGGAUACCAUUGUGGCCUUGAAGGCCCUGUCUGAAUUUGCAGCCCUGAUGAAUACAGAAAGAACCGAUAUCCACGUGACCGUGAUGGGGCCCAGCUCACCGAGUCCUACCAAGUUUCUCAUUGAGACGCACAGCCGCCUGCUCCUUCAGUCAGCAGAGGUUCCUGUGGAACAGCCAACUACAGUUAAUAUUUCUGCAAAUGGUUUUGGAUUUGCUAUUUGUCAGUUCAAUGUUAUUUAUAAUGUGAAAGAGUCAGGAUCUGCUAGAAGACGAAGAUCUAUUCAAAAUGAAGAAGCCUUUGAUUUAGAUGUUGAUGUAAAAGACAAUAAAGAUGAUAUCAAUCGUGUGAAUUUAAAUGUGUGCACAAGGUUUUUGGGUCCAGAUAGGAGUGGCAUGGCCCUUAUGGAAGUGAACCUACUCAGUGGCUUCACUGUGCCUUCAGAUGCAGUUCCUCUGAGUGAGACAGUGAAGAAAGUGGAACAUGAUCAUGGAAAACUCAGCCUCUAUUUAGAUUCUGUAAAUGAAACCCAGUUUUGUGUUGAUAUUCCUGCUGUGAGAAACUUUAAAGUGUCAAAUACUCAAGAUGCUUUGGUGUCCAUCGUGGAUUACUAUGAACCGAGGAGACAGGCGGUGAGAAGCUACAACUCCAAAGCGAAGCUGUCCUCCUGUGACCUCUGCGGAGGCAUCCAGGGCUGCGGGCCUUGUGAGGAUGGUGCUGCGACCUGCCUUCAUCACUCUUCGCUCGUCUUCGUUUUCUGUGUGGUGCUUCUCUGCUCUUUGCAGUAUUGGCUGUGAUGAGUGUUUGAAGGACUCCAGAAAACACAGACAUUUCCAGAAGACACACGUGAUUGUUUUGUUUUCGUAAUUGAAUAUUGCCUCUGACUAUUUUGAGAAACAUUUUUUUUUCUUUCUUUCUGUGGGGCUUGGGGACAUGGUGUCUAACAGGUUCCAGUAUGUAUAGCUGUGUAGAUUUCUGUGUGUGGAAGACCAGAAUGCCUACAGCUCUAUAUCUUUAUUUCCCCCACAACUCUUGAAAGUUCUCAGGAUUUUGGGGAAAGUGUUUGUUUUCUCCAGAAUAAAAGUGUCAUUUUUA